Messenger RNA from Oncorhynchus tshawytscha (Chinook salmon), 4354 nucleotides. RefSeq names its product bombesin receptor-activated protein C6orf89 homolog. Lineage: Eukaryota; Metazoa; Chordata; Actinopteri; Salmoniformes; Salmonidae. The record is from RefSeq and is a predicted model, not a curated record. Gene Ontology annotation, cellular component: Golgi membrane; nucleolus. Bases 336 to 1349 code for a protein of 337 amino acids. The transcript is spliced from 8 exons.
ACACUCUCAACUUGAAUCUGUAAAACAGGGAAGUCAAGUGACAUCGCAAAUUCUCAAGCAACCAAGAAAAGUGGGGAAAGGUUGUUUGGUCGACACGAAGCUAAAUAUGAGCAAGACAUAGUGGAUCUGUAAUUGCACAUUAACCGUGAAUUACGUCCAAGGCCAAGUUCCGCUAUAUCAUCUGGAUUGUUUGUGUAACUUCUGUCUGGGGCUUUGGAAGUGCUGUUUUUCCCAACCUCCGAGGGAAUAUGAGUUACACAGCAACAAACCGAAGACUAGAGGCACUGUCCCUUCUAAAAUAACUGUUGACUAGAUUCAUUUGGACCACGUUUGUCAUGGGCACCGCGCUGAGUGAGCCUUGCAUCUACGACAAGCUGUCAGAGAGCAUCGAUAUUCUCCGCCAGUCGGGGUAUCGCUAUGGCAUGUCAGAGAGGGAGAUCGAGAAGUUUAUCAAACAAGUCCUGGAGACCAACGAGCCUCGAAGAGACCCGCCACAAUUCCCUAUCCUUCGAGCCACUAUCAAGUUUGUGGUAGCGGUAGGCUUUCUGUUGGUGGUGGUGCUGGCCUUCACCUACCCCCAGACUCAGCCCCAGCUAGGUGUGAGGUACACGGGGGGACACAACUGGUCCUCCCCCCUCAGCCACGUCAGACUACUAGCUCUGCCCAUCGCCAAGAAGUACAACCUGCAAGGUUUCCAUGAGUGGUGGAGUGUGGGGGCUCUGCGGCAGGGCCUGGUUAACUGUUCUGGCUGUGCAGAGGUCUCCUCUGUGCUGGAGGUCCCCGAGACCCUCAGAGAGUCUGCAGCCAUGCGCAGGGGGCCACAACCUGUGCUGCUUAAGGUACGACCACCACUGCAAGGUGGGGAGUAUCUGUGCAUGCAGAGGCAGCAGCUAGAGGAGCUCUACUCCGCGCACUCCGGCUCCAUGAGUAUACUAGUGGAGAAAGACAACUUACUGUCACAUGACGAGGGUUUUCCACAGGGCCCAGCAAACUUCACCCUGCUCUGGAGGUUUACAUCUGUGGCCAGAGAGAAGGUGUUAAGGUGGCUGUUCCCCAAGGCUGAGCUAUGUCCCCUACUGGACAGCGCCGGAACAACAUUGCAGCGUUGCCUGGUCACGCAUAGUGCCAACUCUCAGAGCAGAGGGGUGCGAGUGCUGGGCUGGCUGGUGGUAGGAGAGGGCCUGCCCACAGUUAGAGUGCUCCCGGUCCACCACUGUCAGAAACACUGCAGCUCCUUCAACCUCUGGCUGGGACCUGGAGAUAUGGUGUACGCUGACCCGCUUUACUGGCAGAUGGAGCUGUUCCCCGGCCGAGACCAAAACAUAGUUUGUGACGGCUCCACUUUCUGAGGGAGGAGAGGAACAACCGAAUGGGAGGAAGACGGAGGGAGAGAGUGAAGGGUUCUGUCAUACAGAACUCUUAACUCCAUUCCGGUCUUGACAUCUGCAUACUGGCUGAGAAUAUCACUUCCUGUAGAGUCCGAGUGUGAUUGGACCUUUUAACCGUCCCUUGCAGGCUAGUCCCGCCCUCCUCUAGGUAUGGGAAAGCACACUCACCACAGGCACAAUAUAGACUGAAGAAAUCUGAACACCUCUCAUCUCCCCUACCCUUCUCUGGCCUAAUACCAAACUCCUCUCUAGCCCCUACUUGUGCCUCUUUGUUGAUAUCCCUUCGCAGAUCUAAGACAACUGGAUGGUUGUAAGCAGGGAGCGACCACUCUCAGGCUUGGAGGUGUGUGUCUCGAUGAGGAAGAGGCUGGAAUGUUCUCAAACUCGGACCGUUUGCCUCAGAGGAAAAAUGGAGAGAGUGACUGAUUUAAUUUUUUGGAACAUCAGAAGGUGUUGCCUCUGUUUUGUUCAGUUGGAAUGUUCAAGAUUGUUUUGGUUAUGUUUUUUAGUUGUGAUCAAAUCACACCGCCACAACAGGAAAAAUGGGACAGUUUUGUGGCGCUGCCCUCCCUUCAUCUACUCACUCUUAUACCGGACCGUAUUCAUCACCUAAGUUCAACAUGUCGCUGCUAGUGUAACAAUGACAGUUGGUUAGGAGGAUGUAUGACAUUGAUUUGUCAGUUUAGGGAAUUGCAUUUGAUUACUGAAAGUGCAGAUAUUGUAUUUAAUAUAUAGUUGAUGAUAAGUGCUUGUGCCAUAAUUUCAGAAAGACUGAAAUGCUAUUUCUUAAGGUUCUUUUCACUAACUGUUUUUGUUUUGUCACUGCUUUUUCCCCUGUCAUCCAGUCUCCCGCGUGAGCACUAACAAGCCAGAGUUUGUUUUAGUGAUGUCACAGUGUUUGAUGUUUUGUCACUAACGCUAUAGUCCCAAUCAGUAUUAGAUAAAACGUUGCGGCCCUACCGCUUAUGGGGAAAACAGCCUGUAGUUACCUAGGUUACCCCGUUGGUUCACAGCCAAAACAUUUUUAAGAUGCAAUUUUCUUGUUGUUUCAACAUUGCUUGCCUUCUCACUACUUAGAAAAAAACAAAUAUUCUAGGGCUUCCCUCAUGCGCCUUUACAUGAUGGUGCUAGCAGCUGAGUGAGUGCUACCGGCUACCGACCGGAACAUUAAGCUAGCCAAGACAAACAACACAAAACAAACAAAAGUAGUGAGUGACGUUACAAACGGACUAUACUAAACAAGUUAAAUGUCUUGCCUAUGAUUAAAUGUUUUCCACACACAGCUACCUUUUAGCCUACUUAGACACCAGGUCCCCGCAUCUCCCACGCCGAGAAAAGCCUGAAGCCACAGGGCGCUUCUCGCAGGCUCCAUUUCCUUUGUGUGGGAGCAUUUGGAACCGCUGGUCGUGAUUUUUGACCUGGUUACAUGUACAUUGAACAACACAGCAGAUUUUCUCCAUGUUUUGUUAUUUCUGUUUACCAAAAAAUUGAUAACAAAGUUGGCUCUUUUACACUGGGGGUCAAUGGGAAAUAAGUUUUGUUUUCCCCAAUUUGUGGGCAUGGUUGAGGGGAAUUCCUUAUUAUUAUGUGAAUAGAGACAUGGACUAUCGAUGUUCGGAGAUUUGAUCCGGUUCUAUUGUCAAUAUAGUGCUUAUAGAGUUUUAAUCUCUCAGAAUUCACCAUUGUCACAUUAUGGCCUUAUUGUUAAGCUAUAUUUUAACAUUUUAAAUGAAUCUGUUUUUCAGCUUCCCUGUUGGAGCUGCCUUCUUUUAUCAUUAUUUAUUGUUUCAAGUUCAAAUGAUGUCCAUGUACUGGAACCUAAGCUAUUAAGUGGUUGUUAUUGUUCAUCUCUUCAUGACUGGAUGUAUUGGCAUGUACUACUGCCAUAUUGCAUAAUACAUACUAUGAAUGCAUCUGUUAUUUUGGUAGUACACAUGUCUAAUUCCCUCUUUUUGUAUGAACUCUGAGGAUAGUGCCAAAAAUAGUCUAUUGAAGAAGUUUGAUUAUUUUAUUUUUUUACCAAAUCUUUAAAAAAAUAUUUAAAUGGCAUGUUAGAAGGGUCCAGACAUUUUUCUUUGUGAUUUCACUUGUUUUUGAGGAACCUAUCCAAAAUAUAAUAUCAAGUUGCUGAGACAAUUUCAUGUGUACAUCUAAAGGGGUAAGUUUCUGGGGUAAGUUUCUCAAAAACAAGUGAAAUAGCAAAAAAGUUUCUGGACCCUUCCAUAACAUGCCAUUUAUAUCCACCCAUCAAAGUUCUCUGGGUGGAUAUAAAUUAGAAUCCACACAAAGUGGCUCUCGGUUUCUCUCUCUCCUGUCUGAAACCCAGUUGGGUGGGUGAGAUAUCUUUACCAUUACAUCAUCUUUGACACUCAAAAUAUAGUUGUGGUUCAAGGCCCUCGGCUUUGAUCAACCAAUAUCACCUCCCUCCUAAACCUGACACAUUUCCCUUGAGUUCAAGCUUGCCUUUUUCAUAUCACGCCUUUCUUAUAGUGCACUGUAUGUCAUUGCCUAUAUUAUCCUAGCUACAGAUUGUAUGCCAGAUAAUGUGAUAUAACCAAAUAUUUUUGGGGUCCAGUAACCAGAGACUUUUAUAAUAGGUUAUAUCACAUUAUCUGACAUACUAUCUGUAGCUAAUAUUCUCCCUGUUAUAUUUUAUUUUUCUGUUAGCAAGCUCAAGGCUACUUAAUUUGGUGUCCUUCAAGCAGUCCACUGUGGGUUCUUUGUUUUGAAAACGGGGCAAUGUAUAUCACUGGCUUUAAAUGUGAUUACUUUGGUGAAAGCGGCAAUUCAACCUUUUCUUAUUGGCUUUGAACAAUAGUUUUGUAUGAUCAAAUUGCAAUGUGAGCCAAGAAUUGGACACUUGUUUUGGUUGUGUGUGCUUAAUAGGUGUCAUGGAAAUCAACACUUUAGUUUGACUAUUGUAUUUUUGACAUCCCUUUAAAUCAUGUUAUAAAAUGUGCAAUCAU